This is a messenger RNA of Pyricularia oryzae 70-15, 1093 nucleotides long. RefSeq lists its product as uncharacterized. Gene Ontology annotation, molecular function: protein-lysine N-methyltransferase activity. The coding region runs from base 187 to 1017 and encodes 276 amino acids. The transcript has 2 exons. The record is from RefSeq and is a predicted model, not a curated record. Gene Ontology annotation, biological process: peptidyl-lysine dimethylation; peptidyl-lysine monomethylation. Gene Ontology annotation, cellular component: cytoplasm. Lineage: Eukaryota; Fungi; Ascomycota; Sordariomycetes; Magnaporthales; Pyriculariaceae.
AUGCAAGAGUGCAGAGAUCAGGAAUAUCACCACUCAGCCUCAUCGUGACUGAAAGUGCUUUGCGUACUGAUGUCCUUGUCGUCUGGAGCAUAUCUUGCAUUUGGAGUUAGAUGUAUUACCAAGCUAUCAGUACUGUCCUAAACCAAACGGCGACCCCAAAUUCACUCCCCCCCAGUAAGCAGAAUUAUGGCAGAAACAGGCCAGACCACGUCCAAGCCGGAGCAUCUCGAGCCCUCCAAGCUUGGGACCAAGGAAUACUGGGAUGCGCUCUACGACACAGAGAUCGCCAACCACGAAACCAAUCCGUCCGACAUCGGCACGGUUUGGUUUGACGACUCAGAUGCCGAGGCCAAGAUGGUAUCCUUCCUAAACACAAAACGUGUCGACCUGAGCCUCGACAGGAACUCCACCUCCUUUGUGGACCUCGGAACCGGCAAUGGCAACAUGCUGCAUGCUCUUCGGAGGGCCGGUUGGGCCGGACCUUGCCUGGGGGUUGACUACAGCCCCGCGGCGGUCGCCCUGGCGCAAAAGGUUGCCGCAUCCACGACGUAUUCGGAAGCCAGUGACGAGGACGAUGAAGAACACGAAUCAGAGAAAAGGGACCCGAGCAACAACCCCAUAUCAUUUGCUCAAUGGGACGUCCUCGACGGGCCCCUCGACCCCGAUGCAGCCGCCACCCCGCGAAGGGGCGCCUGGGAUGUCGUGCUGGACAAGGGCACGUUUGACGCCGUGUGCCUGAGCGCCGACAUUGACGCUGCCACGGGCCGGCGCCGGAGCGAGGACUAUCGCGCCCGCGUGCUCGAGCUCCUGCGCCCGGGAGACGGCGGUGUUUUUUUGGUCACGAGCUGCAACUGGACAGAGGAAGAGCUGAGGGCCUGGUUCGAGGGAAGAGGGGGCGAGGGCGCGGCGCGUCUGGUUUACGCGGACCAGGUCCAGUACCGGUCUUUUAGCUUUGGGGGCGUCAAGGGUCAGACCAUCAGUACGGUCUGCUUUGUAAAGAAGGAUUCCACGUCCUGAAAUAAUAGCAUUGUGCCAUUUUGUCUCAAUAAGUUGCAAUCAUGUUUGAUGAGUUGAAAACCAAUCAUUCAAUCCG